Molecule: messenger RNA, 4672 nt
Organism: Pimephales promelas (fathead minnow)
Lineage: Eukaryota; Metazoa; Chordata; Actinopteri; Cypriniformes; Leuciscidae
Gene: casd1
Product: CAS1 domain sialic acid O acetyltransferase 1
Cellular component (GO): Golgi membrane
Molecular function (GO): N-acetylneuraminate 9-O-acetyltransferase activity
Source: RefSeq, a predicted model, not a curated record
CAGAUACGGAAGAAGAGGAUGAUUCAACAUGUCAUUUGCACAGUUGUUUGUCUUGUUCAUGAUAUAGGGCGGAAAGGUGCAAAGACAAACUAACGUUAACUUAGAUGUGUUUUCCUUCAGCUUAACAAGUCCAGCAGGGCAGUUAAAAGUAAUAAAGAAACUAAAGGAGUUGUUUGGGAAAUCCAAUGCUACUCGGAAGGCGAAAGAAAGUAAGCAGAAGAAAGUAAAACCUGAAAGCUGGAUAUGAAAGUUGAUACAUCAGCAGCAUCCGACUCCGGUCAACCGUCUCUGCUGGCGACUGCAGAAACCGAGGGAGAGGCGCACGCGCUGCUCGGCUCUUCCUCCGUCAGCUUCGCUGCAGAUCGUCUGUCUGCCUGUUGUCAUGGAGGAGCCAAGAUGGCGAUCCUGGCCUAUAGCCUAGGCAAACGGGAAAUAAAUCAGUAUUUCAGCAUAAAAAAUGCUAAAUUGCUGUCUGUCGCCGCCGUCGUCCUUCUCACUGUGUUUCACUCGGCUUCACGACAUUAUGGAGGCAGUGACACAUGCGACUGGCUUUUAUCCAGUGGACGUUUUUUAGGGGACAAUGUAUGGCAGCCCUACGGUUGCAUGCUACACAAGUACAAAAGCACUGAAGCAAACCUUUGCCUCAGAGAGAAGAGAAUAGCUUUUGUAGGUGACUCUAGAAUACGUCAGCUCUUCUAUUCUUUCGUCAAAAUGGUCAACCCUGAGGUGAAAGAAGUUGGAAACAAGCACGAAAACAUCCCCUUUGUAAAUGGUGAUUCCACUGUGGACUUUCUGUGGUAUGCAGAAGUGAACAAUUCCUUGAAGGAGCAGUUAAUGUUAUGGACAGAGGGAUCUGCUUCCAAACCACAUGUCAUCAUUAUUGGUGCUGCUACGUGGUCCAUUAAGUUGCACAACGGCAAGAGUGAGGCACUCUUUCAGUACAAAGCAAACCUCUCAGCUAUAUCAGACACACUGGAAAAACUAGCCGAGCACAGUGAAGUCUAUUGGGUUCUGCAAGAUCCUGUUUAUGAGGAUGUGCUAAGUGACAGCCGAAAGAUGAUCACAAACGAGCAGAUAAAUCUGUACAACGAGGCGGCGGUUAGUACUCUAAAUACCAGCAAAAAGAAGCUCAAGUUCUUAGAGGCUUCUCGGCAAGCUGCUAUGGAGACCAUUUCCCAGUCGGUGGAUGGCCUGCACCUUCCUGAGAGCACACAAGAUGUUGGUGCCAUGGUUCUGAUGAACUCCAUGUGCAACAAGAUCCUGAAGCCCAUCGACGGCUCUUGCUGUCAGAGCGCCCCUCCACUAAGCGUCCAUCAGAAGCUAGCUGCUGGUCUCUUCCUGGUGUCCAUCAUCUGCUUCCUCCUACUGGGCUGUAGUAGACAUCAUAAGAGCAGGCCCACUCCUGAUGUGGAGAGCGGAGAAGAGAAGAAACCCUCUGUUGUGGGUCAACUCAACUCAAAGGGACCUUUACUGGCCAUCUGCAAAAUGAGCCUUAUCAUGUUGUACUUCUACAUGUGCGACAGAGCAGACAUCUUUAUGAAGGAACAGAAAUUCUACACACAUUCUACCUUUUUCAUCCCUCUUAUCUACAUCUUCGUUCUGGGCAUCUUCUACAAUGAGAACAGCAAAGAGACAAAACUCCUUAACAGAGAGCAAACAGACGAAUGGAAGGGAUGGAUGCAGCUGGUUAUCCUAAUUUAUCACAUUUCUGGAGCUAGUGCUUUCAUACCCGUGUACAUGCAUGUCCGUGUCCUGGUGGCUGCGUAUCUCUUCCAAACAGGAUAUGGACACUUCUCCUUCUUCUGGCUAAAGGGAGACUUUGGCAUUUACAGAGUGUGUCAGGUUCUCUUCAGGCUUAACUUUCUUGUGGUGGUGCUGUGUCUGGUUAUGGACAGGCCUUAUCAGUUCUAUUACUUUGUGCCUCUUGUCACCUUUUGGUUUGCAGUUAUUUAUGCCACAAUGGCAUGGUGGCCACAGAUUCUUCAGAUGCAAGCCAAUGGUAGUGCAUUUUGGAAUCUGGCACUCUUGUUGAAACUUCUGGGUUUGCUUCUUUUCAUCUGCUUCUUUGCGUACUCACAAGAACUCUUUGAGAGUGUUUUCUCUGUUUGGCCUGUUUCAAAGCUCUUUGAACUGCAAGGUAGCAUCCAUGAGUGGUGGUUCAGGUGGAAACUUGAUCGAUUUGCUGUGAUCAAUGGGAUGCUCUUUGCCUUCAUAUACCUGCUCCUGCAGAAAUGUCAGCUGCUGUCUGAAGGCAAAGGAGAGCCUCUCUUCUCCAACAAGAUUUCCAACUGUCUGCUCUUCAUCUCUGUGGUUUCUUUUUUGACAUACUCCAUUUGGGCCAGUGGGUGCAAAAACAAGUCUGAGUGUAAUGAGAUGCAUCCAUACAUUUCUGUUGUCCAGAUUCUUGCUUUCAUUUUGAUCCGGAAUAUUCCUGGUUAUGCUCGCUCUUUGUACAGCUCAUUCUUUGCAUGGUUUGGAAAGAUCUCCCUAGAGCUCUUCAUAUGCCAGUAUCACAUUUGGCUGGCAGCGGACACCAAGGGCAUCCUGGUCCUCAUUCCAGGAAACCCCUCCUUAAACAUUAUCGUCAGCACAUUCAUCUUUGUCUGUGUAGCUCAUGAGAUCUCCCAGAUCACCAAUGACUUGGCCCAGGUGGUCAUUCCUAAAGAGAGCGGGACUCUACUGAAGAGACUGCUGGGGGCAGGAGUCUUUCUAGCGCUGGUACUGAUACUGCCCCAAAAAGAGUAACAGGAUCCUAAUAGAUCUUUGUGUAUAAAACAAAUAAACUCCACCAGCCUAGAACGUUCUUUUCCUAUGAGUUGAUCUAGGGAACUCUUACGGCACUGGUAUGUAUACAAAACUCAAGAUGGUACGGAGGCCAAGGACUCAGGAGCGACAGUGAUUAAAGAAGGAUUCUUAAGCAGGUUGUUUGCAGUAGACAAAUCACACGGACUGUGUGCGGAUAAUAGGUCAAGUACACCUGUGCUCCGUCCGCUCUUCUCUCAUAGCUUUGAGGUGUGUUUUAUGGGCAGUAUUUAAUAAUUUAUGUUAAUAUUUUGUACUGGGGUUCUGUGUUUGUCUCUUGUUCAUGGUUUUCCCAUUCUGUUUUGUCAUUGAUGCCCAUGACUGCAAAAUGUGAAGGAGUUAUACAUUCCUUGUAAAACUGGCAGCGCACCAUCAGCCCGUGCACCAAACAUUUCUUUACAACUAAAAAAAGUGUUUCAGUUCAUAUCACACCAGCAGCUUUAUCCUUCAGGUGAACAACCUCCAACCUUUGGAUUAUGGAAUCAUGAAAAUCCAUUUAUUGCUGUUUUAAAAUGGCAGCGAAUAUGUUCCGUCUGCAUCAAGAUGUAUGCUAGAUGUGGAAAAUGGGGUGGUGCCACUACUAAGGGAAUCCAUAAGCACAUUCUGCUUCCGUCAGAAUGUUUUCAUCUACUGGAGGAAUAGCAUUUGAUGUGAAAUGUAAACUAUUAAGACAAAAUCAACAUGCUUUGCUCAGACGCAUUCAAAACACUACGCAUUUGAGCCAGUUAUUUGUUUGUUUACCACAUGGGUUUAUUCUGUUCAUAUGAAUUCAGCUUAAAGGGAUAGUUCACCCAAAAAUGAACUCACUUAAGUUGUUCCAUUCCUUUCUUUCUUCUGUUGAACACAAAAGAAUAUAUUUCAAAGACUGUUGGUAAGUCAAUGGAGUCCAUCAACUAUCUGAUUACAACAUACUUUAAUAUUGUUUGUUUUCAAAAGAAGAGAGAAACUCAUACAGGUUAGGAACAACUAAGGACAAAAAAUGUAUGUUUGGGUGACCUAUCCCUUUAAUGUUAGAGCCAGUUUUGUCUACGAUCCGUGACCUCAUUAUUUAUUGUUUAAUGUGCGUCUUCAUGCCCUCUCCAACUGCUUGAAUUGCGGAAACUGAAGCCUGAUGUUCAUGUGUAACUUUUUUUUAAAAUAUAUUACAUGUAAAAAAGAAUUCAAUUUAAUUCUCAGUUAGAUGAUAAUGCUGUAAAUAGAUCCUUCAUUAUGUGCCAUUAAGACAUAAGGCAUAUUGUCUGAGGCUAAUAUUUUCCAUUGUGGCAAUUCCUUCUAGUCACAAAUACUGACAUUUUGGUUGAAAAGUUGCAUUUACUAUCAAAAUAUUACAUUUUUAAUUUAAUAUAUGUGAAUUUAAAAGCAGCUACAAGGUUGUUGUUUUUUUGCAUCAGUGAAAAUGCAUUUUUCUAAGCAAAGCAAAUUUUGUUCAGCCUGCCAUUAACUGGCACAUUCAAGCAACUGACCGUAAAUGUUUAUUUGUCUUUAUCACCUUGUUCAUAUAACAAAUUAUUUGUAUAGUUUGCUAUAUUUUUUAUUUAAAGAAACAUCAAAGACCUCAAAGGAAAUGGUUUUGUGUGUGUACAAUACAUUUUGUCCAAAAAUGUGAAAAUAUUCAUUUAAUUUGGAAAUGCAUUCAUCUUAUUGUACAGUCAAUGUUGAUAAAUCCCUUCUCAAAAACAUUUUCAUUUCUGUUUAAGUAUCUACACACCCCCAGAACAAACAUGAGCCAAUCUUAUGUAGUGGCAAGUGUAUUAGUUUAUUUAUCAAAACAUAUUUACUCGUAUACUGUAAGAACAAAACGAACAAUAUCAACCUGUUUAGAUCCCAUUAAAUGUGACUUCAUUAGUGGUAGACCAAAGACGACUGGUAU